AUGGGCUUUCGGAUUGAUGGCGAAAGAAUGAUUGAUCGACUUCGGAUGUCGGGCACCGAGCUAACUGGGUUUUUGGGUGGUUGCUACGACGUGAGGGUGGCAAAUCCGAACGAUCGGCAAGUUGGAUCAAGGCCGGAGUUGAUCGAGCGAGGCGAUGGGAUGGACAACUCGCUGGUUUGGUUUGAUCGUCUAAAGGCUCGCCGAUCGAAGUUUUUGGCGGAAGCUAGUUUGGUUUGGUGUGGUCGAAGGGGUUGA
Molecule: messenger RNA, 255 nt
Organism: Dovyalis caffra
Lineage: Eukaryota; Viridiplantae; Streptophyta; Magnoliopsida; Malpighiales; Salicaceae
Source: the annotation of a GenBank genome assembly